Molecule: messenger RNA, 231 nt
Organism: Heterostelium album PN500
Lineage: Eukaryota; Evosea; Eumycetozoa; Acytosteliales; Acytosteliaceae
Exons: 3
Coding region: 1-231 (76 amino acids)
Source: RefSeq, a predicted model, not a curated record
AUGGUAUGCUUAUCAAGUUUUUUGGAUUUAUCGAUUGGUAGUAGUGGAAAGGGUGGUAAGCAACAGCAGCAAGCAAUGUUGGCAGAGGUUGAGAAAAUGCUUCCAAUGUCAGUUCAUUCCUCAAGGUAUUCAACUACUACAUCUCGUCAUCGAACAACCAGCAAGGCAAUGAUAAGCUGGCCAUCAGUUCACUACGUUCACUCGGCUACUUCCUAUUCUCACAGUCUAUAG